AUGAAAUGGCGGUGUCGAGAUGGUAAGCUGGAGUGCCAGUCCGACGAUGAUCAGGACAUGUGUCGGCAGCUCAACGUGGACUGCUCAAAGGAGAAGGACAGCUCUCUUGGCAACGACAAGCGAGGAAGUUCCUUUAUUCAGGUAGGGUCACUGGCUUCGCUUGACGAUGACACUUCUCCGCGGGCAGUUAUACACAGACACCGCAAGAACAUGAUCAACAUCGGGGCAUAG
This is a messenger RNA of Symbiodinium necroappetens, 231 nucleotides long. NCBI's taxonomy places the organism in Eukaryota, Dinophyceae, Suessiales, Symbiodiniaceae. The record is from the annotation of a GenBank genome assembly.